AUGUCUUCAGAUCAAUUAUUAAUCCACAUGUAUCUUACAAAAUUCCAACGACUGAUCUCACAUUUCUUUCUGUUCCAGAUCUCUCCGAUCACCAGCUUCUGCAGGUUGUCCGCCAUCGUCGAUGGGAUUUACACGGAACACGGGCACACUGCGGGCUCGUUCACGCAUUUGGCGAGCGAUCGUCUGGUGGUGGGCGGAGGAGCCGAGGCCAAAUCCCUGCAGGGCGCCAAAGGGAUCAACAACUUCGUCGGAUGCCUGAGGAAGGUCGAAUUCAUCGCAGAAGGGGUGAAAAUGGAGCUGAUCGAGGCGGUCAGGAGUGGAGCCGCGGGCGCUGCCGCCUGGGGUAAUAUGGAUUUCCACUGUCGGGAGCCUAGGGCUUCAGACUCGAUCACUUUCACCACAAGGGACUCUCAUCUGGUCCUGCCACCUUGGAAGGCGGCCACGGCGGGAAGCAUAUCUUUCAAAAUUCGUACCAACGAACCAAAUGGACUUAUCAUGUACAGCCGCAGUGGAGCACACACGAGGCAAGAUCUCUUUGCAUUCGAGAUCUUCGGAGGACAUUUAUAUCUGCACGCUGACCUUGGAAGCGGGCCUGUGAAGGUCAAAUCGUCGAAAGAGCGGGUCGAUGAUGGGACGUGGCAUGAUGUGGCACUUCGACGUGUUGCCAGAGACGGACGUGUGACUGUUGACAACCGGACAGUCGAAUUUAGUACUCCAGGUGAUACAACACAAUUGGAUUUAGAUGGAUUGAUGUAUAUCGGUGGUGUGGGUGCCCCAUUCGCACCCCUAACAGUCCCCCCAGUGUUGUGGACAGGUACCUUGAGACAGGGUUAUGUCGGCUGCAUGAGAGACCUUGUCAUAAACGGAGAACCAAUCGAUAUCGCUGGUUAUGCUCAACAACAAGACUCUGGCGCUGUCAGACCAGCUUGUCAUUCUCAACCACCACACUGUCCUUCACAACCAUGCAUGCAUGGUGGCCAUUGUCUCGAGGGUUGGAACAGGUUUCAUUGCGAUUGUACCGGAACACCCUUCACGGGUCCUACAUGCGGCAAAGAUGCAUCAACAUUGCAUCUAAACGGGACACAGCAAAUGACAGCCCUGAUGCCAGAAGAUUCGAAAACUCAAGCAGAGGAAGUGGUGGUUCGUUUCAAAACUACCAGGCCACGUGGACUCCUUUUAUCGACCAGCCUCGAGAAUAGCCCAGAUCGUCUGCAAAUCUAUCUGGAAGAUGGCAAAGCGAAACUGCUGAUCCACAUCGGUGACAAGGAAAAGACACUGGUUGCAGGACUAGGGUUAAACGAUGACAUGUGGCACACGCUAAGGUUUUCUAGAAGAGCGGGAUCUUUGAAAUUCCAAAUCGACGACGAGACUGCUGUCAGAG
Messenger RNA from Megachile rotundata (alfalfa leafcutting bee), 1381 nucleotides. It is a transcript of the gene Nrx-1, whose product is annotated as neurexin 1. NCBI's taxonomy places the organism in Eukaryota, Metazoa, Arthropoda, Insecta, Hymenoptera, Megachilidae. Gene Ontology annotation, molecular function: calcium ion binding. The record is from RefSeq and is a predicted model, not a curated record.